AUGGCUGACCAAAUUAAUGGAAAUGUUGAUCAUAUACAGCGUUUUGAUUUUGAUGAAGAUGAUGUAUACGCCAAUGAAGAAACAACAGCAAGUGAAAGAAGAGAUGAAAUGGAAAACAAGGAGGAAGAGUCUACUGGAGGUGAUUUCAGAGAGGUAAAAUGCUACAGAGUGUCUGUAGUGAGUCUGGUGCUGCUGUGUCUUCUGCUGCUGGCCAUCAUUAUAUCAGUGGCCAUCAAAGGAACUCUACAGCAAUUCAUGAACAACAACCUGACCCAGGAAAAAGACCAACUGAAGACAGCAAUCACCAUCCUGACCCAAGAGAAAGAACAGUUACAGACAGAGAAUAACAACCUGACCCAGGAAAAAGACCAACUGCAGGCAACAAUCAGCCAUCUAAACAAGCUGUGGGGGUGGAAGAGUUUUGGUUCCAGUCUUUACUACAUUUACAGCGAUAAGAAAAGUUGGGCUGACAGCAAACAGCACUGCAUGGAUCUAGGAGCUCAUCUGGUGAUCAUUGACAGUCAGGAGGAACAAGAAUUUAUCCUCGAACGAAUAAAGACAAGAGCCUGGAUUGGUCUCAGUGAUUUGGAGACUGAGGGUGUCUGGAAAUGGGUAGAUGGCAACAAUCUUGGCAAACCCAGAUUCUGGAUGCAGGGUGAACCAAACGACCAGGAUGGUGGUGAAGACUGUGUAGAGAUAAUAGCUUCACAGAAACCGUUAGCCAGCUGGAAGGAUCAUGUCUGUGGGAUCACCAAGAACUACAUCUGUGAGAUAUAA
This is a messenger RNA of Engraulis encrasicolus (European anchovy), 777 nucleotides long. RefSeq names its product CD209 antigen-like protein C. Gene Ontology annotation, molecular function: signaling receptor activity. The coding region runs from base 1 to 777 and encodes 258 amino acids. The record is from RefSeq and is a predicted model, not a curated record. Lineage: Eukaryota; Metazoa; Chordata; Actinopteri; Clupeiformes; Engraulidae. The transcript has 5 exons.